Messenger RNA from Trypanosoma grayi, 3660 nucleotides. Its product is annotated as myosin heavy chain MYA2-related. The record is from RefSeq and is a predicted model, not a curated record. The transcript has a single exon. Gene Ontology annotation, molecular function: ATP binding; microfilament motor activity; actin filament binding. Bases 1 to 3660 code for a protein of 1219 amino acids. Lineage: Eukaryota; Euglenozoa; Kinetoplastea; Trypanosomatida; Trypanosomatidae. Gene Ontology annotation, cellular component: actin cytoskeleton; vesicle; myosin complex. Gene Ontology annotation, biological process: actin filament organization; vesicle transport along actin filament.
AUGCUAUCAGUGGAGGUGGGUUCGUUAUGUUUUUUUAACCACCCCAUGGAAUCAUGGGUUGUUGCUCGUGUGUCGGGAAAAGGGCCGAAGGGGUACGCAUUGAAGACCGAAGAUAGUGAGAGGAAGUGCAUCGGUGAGUACUUUGACUCUGUACCUGACGACGCUGUCACACCCUGUCGGGAGGAUUUGCUGGAUGAGCAGCCAGAUGAUCUUUUGACGCUGACGGUGCUACAUGACGCUCCGCUGCUGCGCUGCCUGUACCUGCGAUACUUCCGAGACAUCAUUUACACGAACAUUGGCGCUAUCGUUGUGGCCAUUAAUCCCUACAACUUUAAGAUUCCAUGGUACGAGGAUUGUAAAAUGGUUGAGUACCUGAGUGAGGGUCCGGUGAUUAAGAAGAACUUGCCGCAUUCUUGGGCCCAAGCGCAUAAUACAUACAAUGAGAUGAUUGCGGACGGUGCGAACCAGUGUAUUCUUGUCUCUGGAGAGUCCGGUGCGGGCAAAACGGAGGCGACAAAGAUUGUGGUGAAGUACCUCGCGCAGAUAUCAUGCAAGCAUGGCACAGAGGAGGAGAAAAAGAUGGGGCUGGAAGUUGGCGCGAGGUUGAAUGCAUGCUCACCUAUAUUGGAGUGCUUUGGAAAUGCACGUACCGUUCGGAAUGACAACAGCUCCCGUUUUGGGAAGUUUAUGAAGGUGAAGUUUGACGAGAAGGGACGGCUUGUGGGUGCGGAGACGACAAAGUACCUCCUGGAGAAAUCUCGUAUUGUGACUGCGGCGGAAAACGAGCGGGUGUAUCACAGUUUCUACCUCAUUGUACGAGGUGCCAUGGGCCACAAGCUUCAACUUGAGAGCGAGACGGUUUACAGGAGCCUGAACGCGGGGAACUGUCUACAGAACUCGGAGUACAACUCGGUUGAGGAUUACAACGAAGUUGUUGGCGCCAUGGGCCAGAUCGGCAUGAAGGAUGACGAGGUUUAUUCCGUGUGGUCGUGCGUUGCCGGCAUUCUCUGUCUUCUCAACGUUGCCUUCGAAGCGGAUGGGGAGGGGGCGCGGGUGGAGAAAGCAACGGAGAAGUAUUUGAAGAACGCGGUGCGUCUGUUGCGCAUCGACGAGGCGAUGCUAUGGAAUGAGCUGGUGACCACAACACUUGUCGUGCAGAAGACGUCAACCGUUAAAUUGCUGCGUCCAGCACUUGCCGUUGACGUCCGCGACGCACUUGUAAAGGCCUUGUAUGAUGGCCUUUUCACCUGGCUUGUGGAUAAGUGCAACCAACUCUGUGAUGUGACCGCGACAGGUAACUGGAUUGGACUUCUGGACAUCUUUGGCUUCGAGGACUUUAAGAAGAACAGCUUCGAGCAGCUCUGCAUCAACCUGACGAAUGAGACGCUGCAGAAUCACUACAACAAGCACAUCUUCGAGAAGGACAUGGAGGAGUGCCGUGCAGAGAACAUUGACGUGACGGAGGUGGUGUGCCCUGACAACUCACCGUGUCUGCGGCUCAUUGUCGAGAAGGGCGGCAUCCUUGCUUUGCUCGAUGAGGAGUGCACGCUCGGCAAGGGCAGCGAGUUGGAGUUCCUCGCGAAAGUGAAUGACGCACAUAUGGGUAAGAACAAAUUCUUCGAGAAGAAGAAGGUGAGCCGUGAUACUUUCAUCAUACACCACUACGCCGCAAGCGUCACCUACGACGUGAACGGCUGGCUGGAGAAAAACCGCGACACACUAAAGGAGAACAUGAAGGUGUUGAUGCGCAACUCGAAGGACCCGCUCAUCUGCGAGCUUCUGGAGGCCCCGUUGCCGCCGGAGGUGCGCAGCAAACGGCCGACCGUCGGUUCUUUCUUCAAGGGGCAGCUGGCGGCGCUCAUGGAGGUGAUCAACAACACCAACCCGCACUGGAUCCGCUGCAUCAAGCCACACCCGGCGAAGUGCCCUUUGAUGUUCGACGGGGUGCAGACAAUGAGGCAGCUCGAAUCAAGCGGCGUGCUGGGCACAGUGAAGAUACGAAAGGCGGGAUACCCUGUGCGUAACCUCUUUGACAAGUUCAACAGGCGAUACAAAGUCAUCGCCGGAAACUCGGCCGUAGGGAAGGGCGGGCGCGAACUGGCGCAGAUCAUCCUCACGGUAUGCGGUAUGAAGAACAAAGCCAUGGCACAGCUUGGUAGGACGAAGGUGUUCAUGAAAGCCGAGGCCUUCCCCAUCAUGGAGCGGCGGCGCAACGAGGCACUUGCAAAGUUCUGUCGAAGACUUCAAAGCUGCGGGCGCGGGUACCUUGAGCGGCGGCGCGCCAACAGCGAAGACUGCGAGCAGAAACGUAGGCGGCUUGUCACGCUGCUUACGAAGGAGUACCGCGCGUACAUGCGACGCUUUGCGGACCUGCGGCAGGCGCGGGCGCGCUGGCGCAAGGAGCAGGGAGAGCUGUUUCUGCGGCGCAGUGCAGCGCUAUACGAGGAAUGCGUGAAGUCGAAGGCUCCGUUGCAGCAGGAGGCGCUGGAGGCGACGCGGGCGAUGCACACGGCGCUGAGACAGCGGAUGGAGAUGCUCAAGACGUACGCGGUGCAGAUGCAGAAGGAGCGACAGGAUCUCAUCGACGCGGACCUCGCCGCGAGGGGGGCAAUGCUGAAGGAGGCCGCGGCGUACAUUGAUUAUCUCCGUCAUCUCUUCCAACAAGAGCGUGUUCUGUUCGUCACAAUGCUUGUGGAGGAUUUGUGUGACGAUGAGUCGGAGCAACGCCACCAGAUCCGCAACAUUGAGCGGGGCGAGCGCGACAAGUUGUGGCGCGCCGACCGCUCGCGUUACGUUGCGCAGCGACUGGUGGAUCUUGCUAAGGAGGCGUUGGCGUCGCGGCUGAGAAUUGAGGCGAUGGAGGCGAUGCAGCGCGAAGAAGAGAGGGAGCGACGGGCGUUGGAGCAGCGGAACCGCUCGUACCUCAAGUCCUUUAAACGGAAACUCCGAGACACGGAAGUGAUUGCACGCCAGCUAACAUGCAGACGGGAGAAGUUUGAAGAAGCGCGAGAGCAAAAGUUGAUGCAGCUGCAGGGGAUGUACAUGGCGGGGAGCAUGGGGCGGCAGGAAAGGUGGAAGCCGCCGCGAGUGAGCCUCAUUCGCGCCCCCAGCCUGGGGUACAGCAGUGCCCCACGCGCGCUCCGCCAAACCUCACCAGCUGCACCCGUUUCGCCAUCACCGCGGCAGGUGGGGCCGCAGCCAACGCAGCAACAACACUAUGCCAAUGCGCCUGCUGUAGUGAUCGACGAAAUCACGCCAAGACGCUACUCCAUUCAUUCUGUUUCGGAACGACCCAGCUACGGCGGCAGUACUGGUGCCAUUGUGGAGCAAGGCCCUUCGAUGAGGGUGCAUUAUCGUUUUUUGCCUUUUUUACCGCUGGAGCAUGACAAGUUGGCACAUAAAGAGGCGCACAGCGCGCGUGCCGCAUCACCGAAGUGGAGUGAUGAAGCAAGUAAGCCGCUUUCAGUGUUUGCCCCGCUCGCCUCGCCGUAUCGCCGAUUGUCACCACGGCACUCGGCACCACUGCCGCAGGCUGAAGUGUACCUUGGUGCUGCAGCAUGGCAGGACUACAGGCCGGUUCUCAAGGCGAGUUCGUGCGAGGUGGUGAAAGAGGAACUGCCUUCAGGCCCGCGGUACAAGCGCUCGAAGCGGUGGGCAUGA